Molecule: messenger RNA, 513 nt
Organism: Paramecium tetraurelia
Lineage: Eukaryota; Ciliophora; Oligohymenophorea; Peniculida; Parameciidae
Exons: 1
Source: RefSeq, a predicted model, not a curated record
AUGCCCAAUGUAAAAUAGUACAAAUCAGAUACUCAAAUAUCUCAUAUGAGCACUUUUACCAUUCUUUGUAAAAUAAAUCCCAUUAAUCCUCCUGAUACUCCAAAGGAAAUUAAAACUUUUAAAUUAAAUAAGGAUCAAUAAAAUCAAAUAUAAGUAAAACAAUGCUCAAAACAAUCUUUCAAACAGGAUGACUCCUUCAUAAAAUAAAAUGAAAAUCAAUAUUCAGAGAAAUAUAAAAGAAGAAGACCUAUUUUAGUUGCCAGGCAUUCAAAAAGUUUGUCAUGUAUCAAAAAAGAAAAAUCAGUCCGUUUUCAUCUGGAAAAAGAUGAAAGUAGCUUUUAAUUUUACAUUUUCUAAAAUUGGAUUCAAAAAGUAAAAAAAACUAACGAAUAGAUUUGUUCCUUAAAGAGAUUCGAUGAAGAUGUAUCAUUAAAUAGUAAUGGAGCAAAGAAAAUAUUCGAAAAAAUUCAUAAAAAAUAUGAAUCUAAAUUACAUUUCUAAUUUCCUUUUUGA